UAUGUAGUGUUAGUAAUAUUUAAUUAUGUGUAAACAUAAAUAGAGGUGUUGGAUUAUCAGUUACAGAAAUUUCACACGUGUAAUUUAUUUUAAUGUUAUCUCACACUAAAUAUUUCACUGUAGAGUUAAUCAUGGUGGAAUACACAGUUGAAGUACACAGUACAACUGUCUUCACCCUAGAGGAGAUCUCCAUCAGGCUCAUUGGGACGAACGGUGAGAGUGAACCUCAGAUUCUCCACACUUUCUCACUUUCAUCGGUAUAUACAUCCAAUGUUUCCUGUACAAAAAGUGUUGGUACCCUCCUGCUAGUUGAAUUGAAAGCCAAGCCGAGCGGAUUCAAGUAUGUCUUCCAGGAGUGGUUCUGUGCCAAACUCGUGGUGACCACACCUGAAGGUGAGAAAGUCCACUUCCCAUGUUACCAGUGGCUGAACAGCAAAAAGCCAGUUGUGAGCCUCAGGAAUGACAAAGCAACACUUAGAAACGAGGAAACAAACGCCGCACUUUUACGCCAAAGGUACCAGGAGCUUGCAGUGAUGCAGCGAGACUUCAAAUGGAAGAAAUAUCACCAUAAGUUACCUUAUAUUAUUGAUGCUGAAACACCAUCUGAUCUGCCUCAUGAGGCCAGGUUCUCUUUCACCAAAAACAUAGAGAUGAAAUUCAACGCACUGGCAGUACUGGCGGAGUUGAAGGUUCAAAGCUUUAUGGUCGGCUCGGAGUCAUGGGAGUCACUAGAACAACUUCAUUCAUUCCUCUGGUACCCGACACCUAAAGAAUAUGUCAGGCAGCACUGGAAGUCUGAUAAAUUCUUUGGCUAUCAGUUCCUGAAUGGACUGAACCCUCUGUUGAUUGAGCGUUGCUCCAAGCUGCCCCACAACUUCCCAGUCACGGAUGACAUGGUCAAGUCGUCUUUGGGACGACGCCAUUUAGACAGUGAAAUGAAGGAAGGGAACAUCUUCCUCUGUGACUAUAAAAGACUGAGCGGGUUUGAAGGAAAUAUGAUCAACGAUAGAAGGCAGAGUCUGACCGCUCCUCUCUGCUUACUCUAUAGCACGCCUAAGGGGAACCUAAUUCCCUUAGCGAUUCAGUUGUACCAGGAGCCCAGCGAGGAGAAUCCCAUCUUUCUUCCCACUGACUCCAAAUGGGAUUGGCUCCUGGCGAAGACUUUUGUGAGGAGCGCGGAAUUCCAUGAACACGAGCUGAACUUCCAUCUGCUGCGAACACACCUGCUGGCUGAGGUUUUCUCUCUUGCAACACUGCGCAACCUGCCUUCAGCCCAUCCACUGUUCAAGCUCCUGAUGCCCCACACUCGCUACACUUUCCACAUUAACAUCAUGGCCAGACAUUUGUUGAUCUCAGAAGAUGGGAUUUUCAAGAGGCACACUGCCAUAGGGCGUGAUGACGCGGUCAACACUUUUCUGCCGAGGGCAGUCUCCUCCCUGACCUACAGCUCUCUCUGUCUGCCGGACAAUAUCAAGGAGAGAGGUCUGGAGAAUAUCCCCAACUACUACUACAGAGACGAUGGCCUGAAGUUCUGGGACAUCAUCCACAAGUUCGUGAGAGGAGUGUUGACUUGUUACUAUAAAACUGAUGGCGACGUGAAAGAAGACCCUGAGUUACAGAAAUGGAUCAGUGACAUAUUUGAGUACGGAUUCCUGAAGAAAGACGAGACUGGAAUCCCCCGCUCUUUCAGCAAAGUGGAAGAGGUUGUCAAGUUCGUCACCAUGGUGAUCUUCACAGUGUCUGCUCAACACGCUGCCGCCAACAACAGCCAGUUUGACUUUGGAGGAUGGAUGCCCAACCUGCCCACCUCCCUCAGACUCCCUCCCCCCAAGAAGAAAGGAGAAUCCACAGAGACGACCUUCUUGCAAACUCUUCCUGAUGUCACCACCACCAUUCACGGACUGGCCGUUCUGUUCCUGCUGAGCAAGAAAUCUUUUGACCAUUAUCCGCUGGGGGUCUAUACAGAGGAUCUGUUCGGUGAUGACGAAGCCCGUCGGCACAUUUCAGAAUUUCAAGAAGACCUCCGCAAACUUACCAGUGAGAUUGACGCCAGGAACAGCGAUCUCAAAAUGCCAUACGAUUACUUGAAGCCAGCCAAUGUGGAUAACAGUGUUGCCCUUUAGAGUGAACAGAGGAGGGCAGUAACGAGUUACUCUGGCACAGUUACACUUUAAUACAAUCAGGAUUUUGCAUGCCAGCCUAAUAAAUCAAUUGAUUUUUGAUCUAAUAGUUUUUUUGUAAAAAAUAAAUGUAGAUGAAAAUUAGUGAAUAUGGGGAAAGAGAAGGCAAAAUAAAUAUUGUGUAAAAGGUGGUGGGUGCUCUAUCCUUUCCUAUGAUUUUCCAAUAUAGAUGCUGUUCUAUCCAAUAUAAGUAUAACAACAAACAAGCAAUAAAAUCCAUGAACGUCGCUGUACAGUCUUGUGGUUUCUUAUAACAGCUCCCAGAAUGUGAACCCGUGCUACUGAUUUCUACCAUAUAUGAAA
Colossoma macropomum (tambaqui) is the source of this 2483-nucleotide messenger RNA. Its product is annotated as polyunsaturated fatty acid lipoxygenase ALOX15B-like. The transcript is spliced from 14 exons. Gene Ontology annotation, biological process: lipid oxidation; linoleic acid metabolic process. The record is from RefSeq and is a predicted model, not a curated record. Gene Ontology annotation, molecular function: iron ion binding; protein binding; oxidoreductase activity, acting on single donors with incorporation of molecular oxygen, incorporation of two atoms of oxygen. Lineage: Eukaryota; Metazoa; Chordata; Actinopteri; Characiformes; Serrasalmidae. The coding region runs from base 93 to 2123 and encodes 676 amino acids.